ACACAGCUUGGAUCUGCCAUUGCUGUGGCUGUAGUGUAGGCCGGUGGCUACAGCUCUGAUUUGACCCCUAUCUUGGGAAUUUAGUAUGCCGAGGUGCUGCUCUAGAAAGACAGAAAAGAAAAAAGAGAAAGAAAAAAAAUGCUGUGGGUGGGGCCUAGGAACCUUGCUAUGAUUGGAUUCCAAGAGGCUCUGCUACUAAGUGGUCAGAUGUGUAAAACCCAAUUGGGCGAGGUACCCUUGUAACUGGCUGAAAGAGUGGUUGCAUUUAGUCUGUAUUAUUGGGGUCUGUUGGUGAAAACGUCUGGUGGCUCAAAAUCUGAUAGGAAGGACGUGGCUGUGGUUCCUUGUAACAAAAUAUUUGAUAUGGAAUCCUAUUCUAAGAACUCAGGCACUCAGGUAUCCGCCAUGGUAUUAGGUCCUGAACAGAAGACACCGUCUGAAGAUGCUUCUGGAGAACAUGGGGACACGGCCAGUCUUGGUGCCAUCAACCCUGCUUACAGUCACUCCUCUCUCCCGCAGUCGCCCGGGGGGCUCUCAGAGGAGCCCUUCACCACCUACUUUGACGAGAAGAUCGCCAUUCCUGAGGAGGAGCACUCGUGUUUUAGCUUUCGUAAACUCUGGGCUUUCACGGGACCAGGAUUUCUUAUGAGCAUUGCCUACCUGGAUCCAGGAAACAUCGAGUCUGAUUUGCAGUCUGGAGCAGUGGCUGGAUUUAAGUUGCUCUGGAUUCUUCUGUUGGCCACCAUCGUGGGGCUUCUGCUCCAGCGCCUUGCGGCUAGACUGGGAGUGGUCACUGGGCUGCAUCUUGCUGAAGUGUGUCACCGUCAGUAUCCCAAGGUUCCGCGAAUUAUCCUAUGGCUAAUGGUGGAGUUGGCUAUCAUUGGCUCAGACAUGCAAGAAGUUAUUGGCUCAGCUAUUGCCAUCAAUCUCCUAUCUGUUGGAAGGAUUCCUCUCUGGGGUGGCGUUCUCAUCACCAUUGCAGAUACCUUUGUAUUUCUCUUUUUGGACAAGUAUGGCUUGCGGAAGCUAGAAGCAUUUUUUGGUUUUCUCAUCACCGUUAUGGCCCUCACAUUUGGAUAUGAGUAUGUUACAGUGAAACCCAGCCAGAGCCAGGUGCUCAAGGGAAUGUUCCUGCCAUCGUGUUCAGGCUGUCGUACCCCACAGAUCGAGCAGGCUGUGGGCAUCGUGGGUGCUGUCAUCAUGCCACACAACAUGUACCUGCAUUCUGCCCUAGUCAAGUCCAGACAGGUAAACCGAGCCAAUAAGGAGGAAGUGCGAGAAGCCAAUAAGUACUUUUUCAUUGAAUCCUGCAUUGCUCUCUUUGUUUCCUUUAUCAUCAACGUCUUUGUUGUCUCAGUCUUUGCCGAAGCGUUUUUUGAGAAAACCAACCAGCAGGUGGUUGACGUCUGUAGAAAUAGCAGCAGUCCCCAUAGUGACCUUUUUCCUGAGGACAACUCGACACUGGCUGUGGACAUCUACAAAGGGGGCGUGGUGCUAGGGUGUUACUUCGGGCCGGCGGCACUCUACAUCUGGGCAGUGGGGAUCCUGGCUGCAGGUCAGAGCUCCACCAUGACAGGAACCUACUCCGGCCAGUUCGUCAUGGAGGGAUUCCUGAACCUGAAGUGGUCGCGCUUCGCCCGAGUGAUCCUGACGCGCUCUAUCGCCAUCAUCCCCACUCUGCUGGUGGCCGUCUUCCAGGAUGUAGAGCAUCUCACAGGGAUGAAUGACUUCCUGAAUGUCCUCCAGAGCUUACAACUUCCCUUUGCUCUCAUACCCAUCCUCACGUUUACAAGCUUGCGGCCAGUAAUGAGUGAAUUCGCCAACGGGAUAGGCUGGAGGAUCGCAGGCGGUAUCUUGGUCCUCAUCGUCUGUUCCAUCAACAUGUACUUCGUCGUGGUUUACGUCCAGGAUCUAGGGCAUGUGGUGUUGUAUGUGGUGGCUGCCGUGGUCAGCGUAGCUUAUCUGAGCUUCGUGUUUUACUUGGGUUGGCAAUGUUUGAUUGCACUGGGCAUGUCCUUCCUGGACUGUGGGCACACGUACCACCUGGGAUUGACAGUUCAGCCUGAACUCUACCUUCUGAACACCGUGGAUGCCGACUCACUUGUGUCUAGAUGACUGACAGCCUGAGAGACUGUAUAAGACCCACUUUCUCUUAGUCCUUUUGCGCCACGUGUCCUGUUGACAUAGCUCUGUUAGUGCAGAGGUGAGUUUUGUUCAAACGUUUUGAACAAAAGGCAAAGAUUUCCUCAUGGGAAUGGUGUUAAAAGCUGAUAGCUGUUAAGUGUGGGUCAGAGACUUAUCUCGAAGCGGUCCUGCCUGCUGAGGAGUCAAAGGAUUAGCCUAUGAUGGCCACACACCCCAUGGGCUUGUGUCUUAACGUCUGGAAUUUUAAAAAUAUACAUGUGUAUAUGUUUCUAUGAACCUGAACAUACUCGUUUGGGUAGAGUUUUUAAGGUUAUAUAAAAGCGAUAGCUCUUUUGUAUUUUUUUAACAAAUGUUGAGAUAAGUCAGAUAUUUAUUUCGUUUGGAUCUCAAGUGACAAAGGAAAAGGAGCACAGCUCUUUUUCCAAAUGAACUGGUCACACUGACUGACUUUUUCAAGUGAUGCUUGACGAUGGCCAGUUAAAUUUCACUUUGAUUUUAAUCGACCCAGCCUGGGUAAACGGAUACCCAGGCACAUCAUUUCCAAAGAAAACAUUUCUUCUUCUCCGCAGUCCUAUUUAAUCCUGGUUGUUGGCGUGCUUUGUGAUUUUUAUUUUCUUUGUUGUUGCUUUUCUUGAAUUUUUUUUUCAGAGAGAUGUGUAUUUUCCUAGUAGCAGGAUCCAGAAAUCAUACUUUAAUGAAUGAUCAGUUUUCCACACAGCCUUUUAACUCAGCCCAUGCUGGCAUUUCAGUUGUAGGUAUGAAAAGAACAAUGCUAGCAUUUAAUUUUGUCAGUCCCAGCAGAAGCUAAUGGAGGCGUUGGGUUUCUUUCUCACAUGUGUCAAGUCCCACUGUGUCUUUUCUUCAAACUUUUCCCAUCAACACUCCAGACACCAUUUCCAAGUCAGUUUCCAAGAGUGGCUAAUAUUUCUAAUGCUGACUUUCCUAGGGAAUGCUAAGUGUUUUAAGAUAUUUAUACCAAGCAGUAUGAGAUUAGAACUAGACUGGCACUUACUGGAAGACUAGUCCACCUGUCACAAACUGCCUGCCUACAUGUGACUUAUAGGUUUUUUUUUUUUUUUUUUUGAUUGACCCCUCUUCCUAACCAGGAUUUUUCCUUCUAUAACAUUUUUAUAAUUAAAAAUUAAUAUUUAAAAUUUUAAAGCUUCGUCAUAAUUAUCUGGUCGAAAAGUGACAAGAUUUUCAAUACGGGGUUCACAUUCCUUCAUGGAAGUGCAGUUGGCUUGAACCAAAUGGCAACUAUCCAUUUUUCAUGGAAUAUACUCCAGGGUGGCAUCCACACCCUCUCUCAUUUCCUUCCAGCCCCAAAGGCACUGAGUUUGCAAACCCAGCAGCCUUGGUAGGUUUAAGCAUCAUUUUCUUCUUUCAGCAUUAAGAUGAAAUAUCCAACCUCUCUUGCCUUAUUUUAAAGCAGAGUACCUUUCAAUAAGGCUUAAAAAAUUUCCAAACAUGGCCAAUCUUCAUUGAUAAUGAUGUGAUCCUCUGAGUGGCAAGGAUUUUACCAAGACGAUGCCUUAAAAUUCCCCCAUUUUGUUGUGGCCCUUCAAACUUCUGAUAAGAGCAGCAAUCUUGGAAUCCAGGUUAGACCUUCUGAUCUUAAAAAAGCAACUGAGUUGAUAACAGUUAUCAUCUUUUAAUGGAAAAAGAGGUUUAUGAGUUUCAGUGUUUUGGUUUCUUUAUGUAGAGACAGCAACUCUAGGUGAAUCAAUCUGUUGGGUUUUCCUCCUUCCCUGGGCAAUUUCAUUUCUCAAUAGUUUCAUUAUCAGAGAAUGGGGACAUAAAAAAAAAAGACCCCAAAAUCCUGUUUCUCAGCCCAUAAAAAGAUAAGGCGGUUGGUUAAACAGAGAUUUAGUUCUCUGAGGAAUUCUGUAGCUUUUCUCUAUGCUUUAACUAUUGUUACUUAGAACAGACUAUAGCGUUUACAGGGUUUAUAAAUAUACCCCUCAAGUCAUACAACUUCUGUAAUCAGAAAAUUUGGUAAUAACAUAAACUGAAUCAUGCUAAAACCAGAAGAGGAGAUUGAUGUCUAAAGAAUUGAGUCUUGGGUAAAGUUUUUUGGUAAGUUAAGGAUAUUUAAUCUUCUCUAAUUUAUGAUGUACAGUUCUGGAUUUCCAUGUUAUGUGCUUAUAAUGUAGAUAUUAAUAUAUUCAGUCCUCAGAUUAGCCCAGAUGCAUAUAUACUCAGUCAAUUCCUGCGGAUUAACACUGUGAAAUCAAUUUGUAAAAGGAUGCUCUGACAAUGUAUACCCAGAAUGUCAGAAAAAUGCAGUUAAAUAAUCAUUACUGAGCAGCUGCAGUUGGUCUAAUAUAAUAGGCAAUCAGAGCAUAUCCAGGCAUGUGAAAGAGUUGCGUUAGCAAGACAUCAGAGGUUACAGUAGUCAAUGAAAAUAGCCUUCUCAAUUUUAAAUAUUAUAUUAAAGCCACUAAACUUUUGCCCCAGAAGUAUUGUGCAAAUUCAGGUACUGUAUUUUAUCUCUAGGGUCUUCCUGCAAUGGCCUUCCCUCUUUACCCAAGCUACUGUGGGUAACUGACAUCCUGCAUUCUUAACUUUCACAUAUGAUUUUACAUUUUAAUUUAAACAGAACUUGUGAGUGCUCAUGCAUACCUGCUCUUAAUAAAUACUUUCAUUGCCUUUCUCAAGCAAUAACCGUUAUUACUUGAGUUCUUUCAGAGUAAGAUAGAGCCUAUUGGAUUUGGGAAGAAAAGCCUGUUUCUGAUCAAACACUUCAAUUAAUCUGUUUUUAAUGCUGAGCAUAAAAAUAGAGUGGGUCUUUCCGGUAGCCUGAUUAGAACUGUCUUCUCAUUGUGUCAUUAAGGUAAAGGAUUUUUCUGUGCCAGCUGUCCUGUCUUUCAUGGAAAAUAUUAGAGUCAACUGCUGGAAUAGUCACUCUAGUGGAAUAAAGUAGUUGGAUUCCUUCCUUGCCUGUUUUCUAAAGAGGAGAAUUUUUUUUCUUGUUUUUCUUUUUUGGCCUACGUGUGGCAUAUGGAGUUCCCUGGCCAGGGAUCAGAUCUAAGUCACGAUUGCAACCUACGCCGCAGGUGUGGCAAUGCUGGAUCCUUAACGCACUGUGCUGGGCCAGCAGUCAAACCUGCAUUCCAGCGCCCAAGAUGCCGCGAACCCAUUGCCCCACAGAGGGAACUCCUAAAGAGGACAGUGUUGACCAAAAUAUGUGUCCUAUUUGGUGGCACUAGAAGAGCUCAUGACAGGUACAAAUGGCAGAUUUUAAAAUAAUUGCUUGUGCCAGUAGAGAAAAGGGUAUGUAAUACACAGAACAGUGGGUUAAUGUCUAGAAUGCAGACAUAUUUUUAAAUAUUCCUAAGUAUUUCUCCACUACAGGAAACAUCAAGGAAGAGGAAAUCACUACCUCAAAUCAUCUUAGAGUGCACAGUCUUUUAUUUCAGUAGGUACUUUUUUGUUUUGUUUUCUUUCUCAGGCCUGGAGUGUUUGGGAGUAAAUCUGAGUCAUGGGAGUUAUGACUUCAACAAGAUCUAGUUAAAUUUUAGGGACCCUAGGGCAAUUACAGAGGAGUUUGAGGCCAUAGGUAUACUUAGCAUUUAAUGUCUUGUUUCUUGUGUUUUCUUUUUUCUUUUUUUUUUUGUCUUUUCAGGACCUCAGCAUAUGGAGGUUCCCAGGCUAGGGUCCAAUCAGACCUAUAGCUGCUGGCCACAGCCACAGCCACAGCAACAUGGGAUCCAAGCCACAUCUGUGACCUACAGCACAGCUCACAGAACACUGGAUCCUUAACCCACUGAGCGAGGCCAGGGAUUGAACCCGCAACCUCAUGGUUCCUAGUUGGAUUUGUUUCUGCUGCGCCACGCCACGACGGGAACUCCUCUUGUGUUUUCUACAGUGUCACACACCAGAUUAGCAGUAGCACGUCUGAACUGAAUUCUUUCAUCCUCACACUACUGCCAUCUGAGGGAAAAGGGAUUUUUUUCUAGCAAUUUACUUUUAUACACCUAGAAGUACUAAGAAGUUUAAAAAUGAACACACAGAUAUUUAAAUGUUAGACAUUUACGUUUGUGGUAAAAGAGUCAAGUUUCUAUGUAAGAGUGAGGUGCACAGUGGGGAACCAAAAUUAAAUAACAAUACGACCAUGCUCCUCUGAUGUAAUUUCUAAAAAGUUUAUGAAGGGCUCAAUUACCUUGACUUGUUUGGAGAGACUUAAGCCAUGGGAGUAGAGAAUAUCAUUUAACACGGAGAUAGAAAAAUUUUCCGUAGCCACUAUAUAACUUCUCAUUUUCAGGUUGAUUUGGCAUAAUAUAGGUUAUCUUCUGCCACUAACUCGAAAAUAAAAAUUUUAAAAGAAAGUCAUGUCCUAGAUCUGAAAGACAUCAACAAGAAUAUUUUGGGGUUAACUAUUUAUGAGUGUGGAUUUGGGAAUCAACUUAAACAAUUGAGACUUUCACGAUACAAGGCUAUGAGAAUUCUGGCUGAAACUUCUGCCAUAUAAUUUACUAUAUAUUGAAAAGUCAUUCCUCAUAAUAAAUAGUUUUCAAAAGC
This is a messenger RNA of Sus scrofa (pig), 6666 nucleotides long. It is a transcript of the gene SLC11A2, whose product is annotated as solute carrier family 11 member 2. The record is from RefSeq and is a predicted model, not a curated record. Lineage: Eukaryota; Metazoa; Chordata; Mammalia; Artiodactyla; Suidae. Gene Ontology annotation, cellular component: plasma membrane; lysosomal membrane; endosome membrane. Gene Ontology annotation, molecular function: cadmium ion binding; nickel cation transmembrane transporter activity; ferrous iron transmembrane transporter activity. Gene Ontology annotation, biological process: manganese ion transport; iron ion transmembrane transport.